This is a messenger RNA of Gaeumannomyces tritici R3-111a-1, 2350 nucleotides long. RefSeq lists its product as hypothetical. The record is from RefSeq and is a predicted model, not a curated record. Bases 1 to 2187 code for a protein of 728 amino acids. Lineage: Eukaryota; Fungi; Ascomycota; Sordariomycetes; Magnaporthales; Magnaporthaceae. The transcript is spliced from 7 exons.
AUGCCGUCGACUAGUUUGGCGGCGGCUGCCUGUCCCGUCGCCCGCGCCCAGGGUUUGAUGGGCCGAUGGAAGGCGCUACUGCUGGGCCAGUCAAUAUCCAUCAAACCACAGUCACGUUCGGCCAUUAGGCAUCUGUCCAUCGAGGAUAUUACCGUUCCGCCGUCGUGGCUUGGCGGCACCACCUUUCCCACGGUUCUUCUCCUUCCUAAGCCGCAGAAUGACGAUGCCAGCGCGCGGCAAUUACCCAUCUAUCUAGCUCUGGGCCAGCAGUCGGUUCCAUUUCUCGACCCCUUGACCGGUCUCACUUUCUCCAAAUACGAGAAUGAGCUUGGGGUGUCCUUCAGUAUUGCCCUGCCUGAUAACAUUGCUUCAGGGGCACCCUAUGAUGCCGUUCUCCAGACGGUUGCCCGCAAGGACAUCGGCUGGGUUGCCCUGGCCUGGGGAGGCUCCAUGACCUACAACCCGAUUGCGCUGGCCUGGCCCCACGGAGACGAAGUUGUUCUGACAUCUCGGAUCGCAUUUGGCUAUUAUGUUCCUCCUAUCUACAAGGCCGCCAAAUAUCAGAUCCUUCCCAAGGGCACUUUCGUCAACGCAACUCACUUCCAGGUCACUGCCAAGUGCAGCGGAUGUACCAGCUGGGGCGACGACGACAUUGGCGUCACCUACCUGAACCCCAAGGAGGACCAAUACCUUGCCUUUGCCUACUCGUCCGCCCCUGUGGAAGAGCCUGCAAACCCAGAGAGCGGCUUCAGCAUGCACGACACGACGGGCCAUUGGGUCCACAGCUUCGCACAGGGCGUGAAUCCAGACUUUGAGCAGUUGCUGUCAAAAAACCUUGAAGGGACCGGACCCGGCGAGGGCAGCAGCCCCGGUCCCUCUGCAACUAGCUCCGCGCCUGUGGCUCCGACUUCGUCUCUAGCGGCUCCGCCAAUGGCCUCUACGGCUGUAGGGCUCCCGUUUCCGACUUUCUGCGGCUCUGUUCCUACCCGUCGGUUUCCCUAUUCCCUGGCCCCUGGCUGGAAGGCCACAAAGAUAUCCGGGAAUCUCAUGAACCCUCGGGGACUCGCGUUCGACCCGCUCGGCAACUUGCUUGUGAUUCAGUCUGGCUACGGAAUUAGCGUUCACACAUUCGGCGCCGACGGCUGCAUGAAUGGCACCCAAGGCUUAAUUCUAAUCCCCGGACUAAAUCACGGCCUAGCAGUAACUCCGGACGGGAAGCACUUGUAUGCUUCGUCCAUGACCACGGUCUGGAGAUGGGACUACGACGCCAACACUCGCACUGUGAGCAACCAGGUGGUCGUGAUCAAGGGCAUGAACAACGGCGGGCACUCGACCCGCGCUCUUUGGCUAGCUCCCAAGAACCCAGACAUCAUUCUAGUUCAAGUUGGGUCCAACUCCAACUGGGAUCACGCGUCCGGAAACCCGGCUGAGGGCCGCUCUGAUAUAAGGGCCUUUGACCUGGGAAAAACACCCACAGGCGGUUACAACUACGUUGGCGGGGGUUUUCAAAUGGGCUAUGGGAUGAGAAACGCCGUUGGUGUUGCUUUUGACCCCAACGGCGAUGCCUGGGAGGUGGAAAACAGCGGAGAUAGCUUUGCGCGCACCGUUAACGGUGUCAGCACGGAUAUCCACCACGAGAACCCAGCAGAGGAGCUCAAUUACUUGGGCGAUCCAACCAAGCCAAACAACCAGUGGUAUGGCUACCCGACGUGCUUCACUGUUUGGGACCCUUCGGUCUUCCGCGACAGAACAGACUUCAAGACGGGCGACCAAUUCGUCGUAGCGCCAAACUCGACCUUCAACGACGCACACUGCAGUGGAAAGGCAGUGGCACCCACACUGUCGUUCCAGGCGCACUCGGCACCCAUCAGCGGCCUCUUUGACGAUGUGGGCGACAACAUGUACGUGACCUUCCACGGCUCGUGGAACCGCCAGCCAGCCACGGGUUACAAGCUCGUUCGGAUUCCAUUCAAAAAGGAUGGGGCACAGUAUAAGCCGGUGGCACCUCCCGACUCCAACAAGGGCUACGAGGACAUCAUGUGGAGCACCGACGUUGAAAGGUGCUCUGGCAACACAUGUUUACGCCCGGCUGGUCUGGUCUGGGAUAACACGAGGUCGAGGAUCUUUAUGGGGAGCGACAAUAGCCGGGAGGGUGAGCUUUUUGUCAUUGCGCACGAAAGCUUUUAGUACUGGUGGUUACUACAAACACGUAUUACUAGACCGUCUGUUUCUGGAUAGAUAGUAUACGAGUUUCUAUGGGAAGUGAGCACAAGACAACAUGUGGUUUGCCAACCGCUGCGCACACAUAUCGUGUCUACCCAAGAUCAGUGACUCCAGCUCACUCGGCAGC